UAGACCUUAGGUAAAUAUUUGUGGCUAUGGAGACAAGUGCUACCAAUUUUUUCACCAAAAUUUUGACUUGAUAAUUUCCAUUUAAAAAAAACACAAAACUGAAAAACGUACAAAUGUGAUUUUUGGGUAGAGACAAGUCUCCCAUGUGAGGAUAAAAAUCGGUUUUUUGAUCGUGUCGAGGACGAUAAACGCUGCUUCUGGGUCUAUGUAGAAAUUGUAUUCUGCUGUGGGGGUGAUGUUUCCAACGGCGGUAUAAUUACCCCCCAUAAUCCACAAAUCUUUAAUAGAAUCAGCAAAACUCCCAUAAAGACGCAACGCCAGGGCUAGAUUAGUCAAUGGGGCGACACAAAUGAGACUAAUUUCUCCAGGAUCACCAAGAAUGAUAUUUGCAAUUAGUGAAGCUGCUGGCUCCUGCACCGUUUCCAUAUUUGGUAGCCCCUUUGGCAUAAAAUCCCCAAAACCGUCCUUGCCGUGGAAAAGUUUGAUUGGGUGCGUGGGUGGUAUAAAUUGUUUGGCAGCCCCUUUGAACACCGGGAUCUAAAAUUAGUCAUUUAACCGGUCCUUCUAAUAACUCAACUUACAUCAGUCCUUUUAACAGUCUCGAGGAGCCUCAUCACAUUAAUGCAAACAUUAUCCACUGUUGUGUUCCCCAUGGAACACACAAUGGCUUCAAUUUUAAUUUCUCGAUUUUUCUCGGCAUUUAGCAGGAUUAAAAGUGCGAGGAAAUCGUCGGUGCCGACGUCCACGUCGACAAUAACUCUUCUCUUACCGUCCGCCAUUGAUAACAAUAAAACUUAUCAAAGUAAUUUAUCAGCGUUUUUAUCUAAUCAAUUUGAAUAAUUCGCGCCGGUUUCUUCGCGUCGUGAUUGGUCGGUUUGAGUAUUGAUUAGUCGGCAAAGACGGGUGCGCGCGGUAUCAACCAACUCAAAUGUAAUGUCAACAAUAAAACUGUUCGAAAUGCACAAAUUUAGCUUAAUUGUUUAAUGUUAAUUCUUGUCGAUGUUAUAUCGGUUUUAGUGGUCAUAUUUGUGAUAUUUGCGUACUUUGUUUACACCGCCUGUCGCACCUUUUACGGAAUGGAGCCAGACGAGGCUAAAUACAUGCGGACGGAGAGAAAACCCGGGACUUUGGACGUGCAUCCCACUCUGAAUGCCAUUGUUUUGAAUUACGAAAUCGAUGUCCAGAUUUUGGGGGCGAAAGAAAACGUCAUUUAUGGGGAGAAAAAGAACUUGAAAAAAAUCAUAGAACUCCCGAUGUUAAACAGCAGGACUGAUUGCUACGCCUUAGCCAAAGAAGUUGUCUACCAAUGCGACUUGAUUCAUCAUUCACGCAUCUCGGAAGUCGAGCAAACCAUUUACUACUUAAAGAAACGAAAAUUAAGCCAUGGAAGUGUUAAAGACAAUAACAGUUCCCAUGAUCUCAAACAAAUAAUCAACGCCGACGAACCGAAUUACAACAAUUUAUCCGAUUACAUUGAACUGCUCUACGAGGGAAUGUCUGAAAAAAUUAAAGGAGCUCACUUGAUCCAACUUUUGGCUCGUGAUCCGGAAAAUUUGGACGCAUUAUCGAAAAAUGAAACCGUAAUAAGCGCUUUAGCGCGCGUUUUACGUGAGGAUUGGAAACGAAGUAUUGUUUUAAGCACACAUCUGGUGUUUACCUUUUUCUGUUUCUCGAUGUACUCACGUUUCCACGAGGUGAUACUCAAGUGUAAGGUGGGUUCGAUCUGUAUGGAUGUCAUCGAUUACGAGUUGCGAAGAUACGACAAGUGGAAGGCGGAUUUGGAGGGCGUCGAGGCGCCGGACGACGUCCCAAUCGUCCGGAAACCGUGUCCGAGUAGCGCGAGCAUGUCGGAAAUUCCCCGGAGUCGUAUUCCGGAGCCGGUUCGUCCCCGCUCCGGGAAUUUCUCCGAGACAAACAUGAAAGCCGUGAUGGAGGGUAGCGUUUAUGACGAUUUGACAAAUUCCACGGAAAAUAUCGACGAUAAGAAAUUGAGCGAAGCGGAAAAGGCGAAACGCUUUCGAACUUUGGUGAAGAAACAAGAGCAUCUUCUUCGAGUUGCGUUUUAUCUUUUGCUAAAUAUCGCCGAAGAUGAAAGUAUUGAAGAGAAAAUGACCAAGAGGAAUAUUGUGGGGUUGUUGGUCAAGGCUUUGGAGAGGGAGAAUGAGGAAUUGCUGGUUUUGGUGGUGACGUUUUUGAAAAAAUUGUCGAUUAUGCAAUGUAAUAAGGAUGUAAUGGCCGGGAUGAAUAUCGUGGAGAAGUUACCGAAAUUGUUGGACUCAAACAGUCCAGAUUUGGUGCAUUUGACGUUAAAAUUGUUAUUUAAUUUGUCGUUUGAUUCAAAACUGAGGUACAAAAUCGUCAAAAUUGGACUCUUACCGAAGUUUAUAAGUUUAUUAAGCGAUGAUCGUCAUCAAGAGAUUGUUUUAAAAUUACUCUACCAUUUGAGUUAUGACGAUGACGUCAAAACACAAUUUGCUGAAUGUGUGGGUUUGAUAACUGACAUGCUUUUACUUAAUAUUGGAAAUGAGGGUGACGAAGUUAUGGUCGCACUUUGUAUUAAUUUGGCGACAGAUCCGACAAAUGCUCAACAGAUGAUGAAAAAAAAUCGCGUCCAAUCACUAAUGAUGAGGGCUUUUAAUUAUCAAGAUAACAUGUUGAUGAAAAUGUUGAGAAAUUUAUCAGAGCAUAAAUCAUCGAAAGUUAAUUUCGUUGAAUUUGUAGGUGACAUUGCAAAGGCUGUAGUCGAAUCAAAAGAAGACGAUUUCGUAGUCGAAUGUGUCGGGAUUUUAAGCAAUCUUAGUUUACCCGAGUUGGACUGGGCAGAAAUAUUCAAACAUUUCGAUAUGUUAAAAUGGAUUGAAAAAGUGAUUCGUAACAAUAACACCGACCCCGAGUUGGUCUUACAAGUCGUAGUUUUAUUAGGUACGGCAGCCGCUGACGAAGGUUGUGCGAAACUCCUCUGCGACUCGAACAUAAUUUCGGCUUUGAUCGAGCUCCUGAAGACGCAUCAAGAAGACGACGAAAUCGUUCUCCAAAUUAUUUUUGUUUUUUUCGCGACCAUUUCUCACGGGACAAAUAUCGAUUAUCUAGCGGAAAAAACUGAAGCUCCGGCCUAUUUGAUCGAUUUGCUCCAAGACAAUAACAAGUCCAUAAGAAAACUGUGUAAUACUUGUCUUAAUAUAAUCGCCGAGUAUAGUAAAACUUGGGCGGAGAGGAUUAAAAUUGAGAAAUUUAGACACCAUAAUGCGCAGUGGUUGCAAAUGGUCGAUUCGCAGCAAUUGGGGCCGGAGGAUGAUGACGAGGAAGAUGUCUUGCCGCCGUAUUUAAAUACGGAAUUUUUGGGAACGGCUGUGGUUCCGCCUUUGUCAGAUUUAAAUGAAACUGCACAAGAAUCGGAGUUUAUCUCACAAAAAGAUAUCGAUUUUGACUAUUUUGAUAGACCAGAGGUCAUUCCGGAUUUUGAAAUUGAAGCGAUUUAAUUGUUUUAUUUGCUUGAGCACAAGUGAUAUUCAGCUUCUAGUCAUAUUUUUUCUUGUUAAUUUCUUAUAAUUGAUAGUACUUCCAAGUCGUUACUUAAUUUGUUUAAUUUUUUAUUUGAAUAAAACCACGUUCGUAUA
Messenger RNA from Tribolium madens (black flour beetle), 3617 nucleotides. It is a transcript of the gene Kap3, whose product is annotated as kinesin-associated protein 3. The transcript has 12 exons. Gene Ontology annotation, cellular component: axoneme; ciliary transition zone; kinesin II complex. The coding region runs from base 984 to 3479 and encodes 831 amino acids. The record is from RefSeq and is a predicted model, not a curated record. NCBI's taxonomy places the organism in Eukaryota, Metazoa, Arthropoda, Insecta, Coleoptera, Tenebrionidae. Gene Ontology annotation, molecular function: kinesin binding. Gene Ontology annotation, biological process: microtubule-based movement; cilium organization.